CGCCACAGCAAAAGUGUUCCCCGUCGUGACGUCCCAGACUUUGAGAAACGUUAAGAUCGCGGCUAACCGUUUGGUGUUAAUAGCUCACGCGUGACUCGCAGAAUUUAAUUAAGCGCGUUGUUUACAAUCGACUAAAUCGAUGGAACGAUACAACCUGUCAUCAAGUGAUUAAUCGUCGACAAUCCUCUGCAAUAUUUUGUGAAUCUACCGUGUGUAUGGCAUAAAAGAUAAACUUUCUGCCAAAAUCUACUGGAGGUAACAUGGGAAAAGACAUUUCGCGCGCCCCAACGAUGUUGUGGAAGCAAGCAACAGUUUUGCUACUAGCUUUGACGCUGUUGGCAUUUAUCCCAACCAUUUCCGCCAAUCAACUUAGAUCCGCACAACGAUUGAAAUGCUUGGGUUCAAACCGUGAAAAGACUCAAGAUAUUACACUCCAUCAGCGGUUAACGGCUCUACGCAACGAAAUGCGCACCCGAUCGUCAACACAAACGGCUGAAAUCGAUGCCUAUGUUAUAACAACUUACGAUGAGCACAUGUCCGAUCAGCUGAUGGACUCAGAUAAACGGUUAAAUUUCGUGAGUGGAUUUUCGGGACCCGGGCUGGCUGUGGUCACCCUCAGGUCUGCAGCCCUCUGGAUCGACAAAUGGCAACAUGAGCAAACGGAACAAGAGUUGAACUGUAACUGGAAAGUUUUCCAUAACGACGAGCAUGCCAUCGUUAGAGAAUGGAUCGCGAACGAACUGUCUCCAGAGUCUCGAGUAGGUGCUGACCCGCAUCUGAUGUCACACGGCAUGUGGCAUAGUCUGGAACGUCAGCUUGGCUUACACAAUAUCAAGCUUAUCAGAAUCCAGCGAAAUCUAGUUGACCUUGUUUGGGGCCCUCUAAAACCCGCUCCAAAGUCUAACUCCAUUAAAGUACAUCCGGUUCGCUUCGCUGGCGAACGUUGGGAUAGUAAAGUAAACAAACUGCGUUCGAACCUAACGGCACUUCGCUGUGAUGCCAUAAUUAUAACCUCACUUACGGAAGUGGCUUACGUUCUGAAUUUACGAGGAAGUGAUAUUCCAUACACACCGGUAUUCAAAGCCUAUCUAAUCGUCAGCAACCGGGAGAUAAUUCUGUACACUAAUCGCACUCAUAUGAACACCGGGUUGAUGAACCAUUUGAAGUCUCACAAUUGUCACAACUUGCAUUGUGUUCAAGUACGGGACUACCAGGAUGUGUGGCGAGAUCUUCGGACAUUAUCUCAACACUGGAAACGAGUUCUUGUUCCGUCUGCUGAUGUUUUUGAAAUGGGCGCUUCGGAGGCAAUUUACUCCGCCAUUCCACGGGAGCUAAUUCUGAACAAACCAUCGCCGAUUAUCCUUCUCCGAGCUCAAAAGAAUGAAAUAGAGAGACAGGGUAUGCUGAGAGCGCACAUCCGCGAUUCAGCCGCAAUGUGCGAAGCGCUGAGUUAUCUUGAAAAACGAUUUCUUGCAGGAGAUGACUUUACGGAGCGAUCGCUCGCACGAGAAAUCGAUCGACGUCGGAAAAUCCAAGAUCUUUCAGAAGGGGCUUCUUUCAGAACUGUGGUCGCAUUUGGUCCAAACGGCGGUGAUCCACAUUACACAAUAAGCAAUCACUCAAAUCAGGAAAUUAACGAAGAUAGCACGAUAAUCAUCGACUCAGGUGGUCAAUAUCACGACGGAACUACGGACGUAGCGAGAACUAUUCACUUGGGCGACCCAAAACCAAGCCACAUACAGGCAUAUACGAAUGUACUGAUCGGGCUUAUCCGAAUGUCGAUGACAAGUUUUCCGGAAAAUUUGAAACCUGCUGAACUGGAUGCCUUAGCUAGAGGACCUGUACAAACAAACAAGCAUGCAUUUCCCCAUGGUUCAGGCCACGGCAUUGGAUCUUAUCUUUCAGUUCGAGAAUCUCCGAUAAGUUCCUCCCAUACUGCAAAACAAAGGCAUAAUUUUAAGGAAGGUUAUUUCUUUGCGUAUGACCCGGGUUACUUCAUACCCACAGAUUUUGGUAUUAGAUUGGAAAAUGUACUGGAAGUGGUUGACACGGGGACGGUUCUGCCUUCUGGUCAUAAGUUUUUUUCAUUCCAGGACAUUACCUUAGUUCCCUUCGAACCGAAAUUGAUUGACAACGAAAUGUUGAGUACGACGGAGGUCAAAUGGAUUAAUGAUUAUAACGCCCGCAUUCGGCAGUUAGUAGGUGAUGAACUCAAACGGAAACAGAAAAUGGAUGGCUUCUACUGGAUGAUGAACAAAACACGAAACAUUCCCGACCCGGUUCAUUCAGGAAUUGAUAGUAGCCAUUGUCAGUCUGCAACUUUGAUAUUAUUCACAUUAGUAGCGAAUCUAUUGCACCAUUUACUAACUGCCGGUGGUUUCUAACCCGUCUGUCUGAUUCUGAAUGAGUCUUCAUUUCCCAAUAAUAAGCUCGGAACCCGAACGAAAAAUUUCUUAUCUGACUAUCCGUAGGUUAGAUAUACAUAGUUCAAAUGCACAGCCUGUUGACGUAGUUAUUUGCCAUAUAUAUGUUUAUUUAUGUUAAUUUCCUGAACACAGGGAAAAGUGAUAUUUUUAAAA
This is a messenger RNA of Sabethes cyaneus, 2579 nucleotides long. Its product is annotated as xaa-Pro aminopeptidase ApepP. The record is from RefSeq and is a predicted model, not a curated record. Lineage: Eukaryota; Metazoa; Arthropoda; Insecta; Diptera; Culicidae. The coding region runs from base 261 to 2384 and encodes 707 amino acids. The transcript has 9 exons.